Amoebophrya sp. A25 is the source of this 317-nucleotide messenger RNA. The record is from the annotation of a GenBank genome assembly. Lineage: Eukaryota; Dinophyceae; Syndiniales; Amoebophryaceae.
UCUAGGACGAGCACGGCCACGAGCGCGAGCGGUAAAGACGGUUCGUCUGCAAUUCCGCUAUUACCAGCUCUUGCAAGCACGAAGGAGUUGAAUAGGCAGAAGCAUAAUGCUUUUCUAGCACGGAAAGAAAUACUUGUAGAAUUAGCACAGAAACGAAUGGAGCAACUAAACAGCUGGCGAAAAAAGUUGACUGAGAAGCACCACGCUCAAACCGAGGCAACGCAAGAAGAGACUCGUGCGCGAGAAGCACAAGAGGAGGAGAAGCACGCGAGGCACCUCGCACAUUUAAAGUGCGAAACGAAAUACCGAUGUGAAGC